Molecule: messenger RNA, 2109 nt
Organism: Rangifer tarandus platyrhynchus (Svalbard reindeer)
Lineage: Eukaryota; Metazoa; Chordata; Mammalia; Artiodactyla; Cervidae
Source: the annotation of a GenBank genome assembly
AUGCUGGAUGGCCAGCUCUUCUCCGAGGGGCCCGAUAGCCCCCGGGAGCUCCAGGAUGAGGAGUCUGGCAGCUGCCUCUGGGUACAGAAAUCCAAGCUGCUGGUGAUCGAGGUGAAGACUAUUUCCUGUCAUUAUAGUCGCCGCGCCCCUCCUCGACAGCUCAUGGACUUCCAGGCCAGCCACUGGGUCCGCGGGCCCCAGAGCCGCACGUGUGGGCCGCGCCCGGGAUCCCCUGAGCCGCUGCCCCCCCGGCCCUGGGCCUCCAGGGUGCUGCAGGAGGCGACCAACUGGCGGGCGGGGCCCCCGGCCGAGGCCCGAGCCCGGGAGCAAGAGAAAAGGAAAGCGGCAUCGCAGGAGCGGGAGGCCAAGGAGACCGAGCGAAAAAGGCGCAAGGCUGGUGGGGCCCGAAGGAGUCCCCCUGGUCGGCCCCGCCCGGAGCCUCGGAAUGCACUUCGGGUGGCCCACUCUGCAGGGCUCCCAGCUUCCUCAAGGCCGGAGCGCCUGGGGUCGGUGGGGCGACCGCCCCGUCCAUCCGCGCAGCCGCAGAGCAAUCCUGGGGCGGCGUGGGCGGGGCCCUGGGGCGGUCGGCGGCCAGGGCCCCCCAGCUACGAGGCUCACCUGCUGCUGAGAGGCGCUGCCGGGAUGGCCCCGCGACGCCGCUGGGACCGGCCGCCACCCUACGUGGCUCCACCUUCUUACGAGGGCCCCCACAGGACCCUGGGGACUAAGCGAGGCCCAGAGCCCUCGCAGGCGCGCGCCUCUUCAACCUCUGCGCCGACUAGGACAGAGGGAGGGUGCGCAAAGAAGAGGCUAGAUCCUCGGAUCUACCGGGACGUCCUAGGGGCCUGGGGUCUCCGUCAGGGGCGGGGUCUCUUGGGGGGAUCCCCAGGCUGUGGAACAGACAGGCCAAGGCUGGAGUCCAGGAAGGGGGCCGCGGAGAAAAGCCUGAGGCUGGCUGCUGCUGGCCUGAAGAGUGGUAGCGACGGCCAUCCCCAAGCUAAAGCCGCUGGGAGCCCAGGCACAGUUCCUGCGGGGUCUGCCACUGCCACCCCUAGCCCCCCGCGUCCCACUCCCAGGUCCAGACCCCAUCCCAAGGGCUCCGGGGAAGGAAGGGAAGGUAGAGACCAGACCUGGCUCCCCAAACGCUGGGUUCCCUCGAUUAAAAAGCAGCCGCCCCGACACAGCCAGACCCUCCCCAGACCCUGGGCUCCAGGCGGCACGGGAUGGAGAGAAUCCCUGGGUCAUAGAGGGGAGACGGGACCCGAGACCUUGGAGGGUUGGAAGGCGACCCGACGCCCCCACACCCUGCCCCGAAGUUCCCGUGGCCCCGCUCGUGGGGAAGGCGUCUUUGUCAUUGACGCCACUUGCGUGGUGAUACGCUCCCAGUACGUCCCGACCCCUCGAACCCAGCAUGUGCAGCUUUUGCCCGCCGGGGUGCCGCGCCUUGUGGGGAAUGCCCCCAGCCAACCGAAACCCAAUCAAGAGGAGGGAGAGGGGCCCGCCGUCCUUCCCUCCUCUUGCCGAAAGCUGCUGUUGAGCAGUCGCCCUUCUCUCCAACCCAGUGAGGGACGGGGGCUCGAAGCUGAGGGCGGGAAGCCCGCGGACUCCUCACUGGAGGAGCGCGCCUCCCGCAUCUUGGGGCUCCCGGUUGGCGAAGUAAACCUACAGGAUCCCCCCACGCAGCCAGGUAGCCCAGAGCACUCAGCCUUAGGCCCAGCGGCUUCGAGGGGAGCGCGCGGUGCCGAGGGAUCGGAGAAAGUGGCGUCCGGCCCGCGGCGCGCAGGCCGGGGCUGGGCGCGAGCCCCUGGACCCUAUGCCGGGGCCCUGCGGGAAGCCGUGUCCCGCAUCCGCCGCCACACCGCCCCGGACUCCGACUCAGACGAAGCUGCGGAGCUCAGCGUCCAUAGCAGCUCUUCUGAUGCGAGCGACACGGAAGCCUCGGGCGCCUCCUGGCGGGAAGAGCGGACCGGGCCCCCUGAAGGCGGGAAGACAGCCGAGCUGAGCGGCAAUGCCCAAGAGAUUGUAGGUGCCAUCAGCAAAACCGAGGAGGUCCUCUUCGGGGCGAGGGACAUUAAGGGGACUCCACAGGGAAAUAGGGAGCAACAGUGA